Melopsittacus undulatus (budgerigar) is the source of this 1155-nucleotide messenger RNA. RefSeq names its product guided entry of tail-anchored proteins factor 3, ATPase (gene GET3). The record is from RefSeq and is a predicted model, not a curated record. The coding region runs from base 1 to 1080 and encodes 359 amino acids. The transcript is spliced from 7 exons. Gene Ontology annotation, biological process: post-translational protein targeting to endoplasmic reticulum membrane. Gene Ontology annotation, molecular function: ATP hydrolysis activity; ATP binding. Gene Ontology annotation, cellular component: GET complex. NCBI's taxonomy places the organism in Eukaryota, Metazoa, Chordata, Aves, Psittaciformes, Psittaculidae.
AUGAGGGGCAGGGAGGGGCGGAGAGGGAAGAUGGCGGCCGGCGGUGGCGGAGGCUGCGCGCCGGAGCAGGAGCAGUUCGAGGACGCUCCCGAUGUGGAACCGUUGGAACCAACGUUGGGGAAUGUGGUGGAACAGAAGAGUCUGAAGUGGAUCUUCGUGGGGGGGAAGGGAGGAGUGGGGAAGACAACGUGCAGCUGCAGCCUGGCAGUGCAGCUCAGCCGCCUCCGCUCCAGUGUCCUGCUCAUCUCCACUGACCCAGCUCACAACAUCUCUGACGCCUUCGACCAGAAGUUCUCCAAGGUCCCGACCAAGGUCCAGGGAUACGAGAACCUGUUUGCUAUGGAGAUCGACCCCAGCCUGGGGGUGGCUGAGCUGCCGGAUGAGUUCUUUGAAGAGGACAAUGUUCUCAGCAUGGGCAAGAAGAUGAUGCAGGAGGCAAUGAGUGCGUUCCCUGGCAUCGAUGAGGCCAUGAGCUAUGCCGAGGUCAUGAGGCUGGUCAAGGGGAUGAACUUCUCCGUUGUGGUGUUUGACACGGCCCCAACCGGACACACCUUGAGGCUGCUCAACUUCCCAACCAUAGUGGAGCGAGGCCUGGGCCGGCUCAUGCAGAUCAAGAACCAGAUCAGCCCCUUCAUCUCCCAGAUGUGCAACAUGUUGGGCUUGGGGGAUAUGAACGCGGAUCAAUUGGCCUCGAAGCUGGAGGAGACUCUGCCUGUUAUCCGCUCAGUCAGUGAGCAGUUCAGGGACCCGGAACAAACAACCUUCAUCUGUGUGUGUAUUGCUGAGUUCCUGUCCCUGUACGAGACCGAGCGGCUGAUCCAGGAACUGGCCAAGUGUCACAUUGACACCCACAACAUUGUAGUGAACCAGCUGGUGUUCCCUGACCCACUGAGGCCCUGCAGGAUGUGUGAGGCCAGACACAGGAUCCAGGCCAAGUACCUGGACCAGAUGGAGGAUCUCUAUGAGGACUUCCACAUCGUGAAGCUGCCGCUGCUGCCCCAUGAGGUCCGUGGGGCUGACAAAGUCAACUCCUUCUCCUCCCUCCUGCUGGACCCAUAUCAACCCCCCAGCCCCAAAUGACCCCAUUGGGGUCACCCCAUAUCCACCCCAUAGUGUCCUAUGGGGCCGUGUGAAUAACACCCAGCUUGAGCUGUU